AUGUCUCUGGGGCGACUCCUCCGACGAGCCUCUUCCAAAGCGUCCGACCUCCUGACCCUGACUCCCAGUGGUGGUGGCUGCUCCUCCGUGCUCGAUGGGGAGAUCAUCUACUCCAAGAACAAUGUCUGUGUCCACCCCCCUGAGCUGCUGCAGGGCAUCGGGGAGCACCAUCCAGGCUAUUUGUGCUUGUACAUGGAGAAGGACGAGCUGCUGGGAACCACGCUGAUCCUGGCCUGGGUGCCCAACUCCCGCAUCCAGCGGCAGGAUGAGGAAGCCCUGCGCUACGUCACCCCCGAGAGCUCCCCCGUGCGCAAAGCGCCCCGAAAGCGCGGCCGCCACGCCCAGGGCUUGGGCACGGGCCGGCCCCUGUCCCCCCCGGAGCAGAGAGGGGCUCUGACCCUCAGCGGGGACGAGAUCCUGACGGUGUCACAGCUCGUGAGGGAUGGGGCGCCCUCCUCGGAAGGGGAGAAGCUGUCGCAGAGCGGUGCCCGCCCGUCCCCGCAGCCGCCCCGCAGCGACUCGGGGACCCUGUCCACAGUCAGCUCCCAGGAGGAGCACAACAGGUCGGAGGGCACGGAGGAGGGCCUGGACUGCAGGGAGGACGAGGGCUCCUUGGAGCUGUCUGCUGAUGAUGUGAGCAGGGACAGCACUUUUGACUCUGAUUCUGAUGCCUUCUCUUCCCCCUUCUGCCUCUCUCCCAUCAGUGAAGCCCUGGGGAAAAGCAGCAGUUCUGUGUUCCUGGACAGUGAAAGCAGCCUGCCAUCUGUGAUUGUUGCAUGGCUGAUGGGAUUUUUGUCCCCAUGCUCUGUCCACAGGGACACGUGUGACAAUCGCAUGAUCUGCUCCACCAGCUCUGCCUCCAGCCUGGACACCAGUGCCCAGUUCCAGGAGAACAAUGGGCAAACACAGAGCAACAGAUGGGAUGAACAGCAGAAGGUAUUUGCCCUCGAGCAGGUGUGUGGUGUCUUCAGAGUAGACCUGGGACAAAUGAGAUCUCUUCGCCUUUUUUUCAGUGAUGAAGCCUGUACCUGUGGGCAGCUGGUGGUGGCAAGCAGGGAGAGCCAGUACAAGAUCUUCCAUUUUCACCACGGUGGCCUGGAUAAACUGUCCGAGGUGUUUCAGCAGUGGAAGUACUGCACAGAGACCCAUCUCAAGGACCAGCAGCUUGCAGACGAGAAAACCUGCAUGCAGUUCUCCAUCCGCCGGCCCAAGCUGCCCUCCUCAGAGACCCACCCCGAGGAGAACUCCUCCCGGCGCCUGGACGUGUCUGCCUGGCUGCAGCACCUCAACGAGGCCGGCCAGGUGGAGGAGGAGUACAAGCUGAGGAAGGCUAUUUUCUUUGGUGGGAUUGAUAUUUCCCUACGUGGGGAGGUGUGGCCCUUUCUGCUGCACUACUACAGCUACAAGUCCACCUCUGAAGAGAGGGAGGCACUGAGGCUGCAGAAGAGGAAAGAGUACUUUGAGAUCCAGGAGAAAAGGCUGUCCAUGACUCCAGAUGAGCAGAAGGAUUUCUGGCGCCAGGUGCAGUUCACGGUGGACAAGGACGUCGUGAGGACUGACCGCAGCAACCAGUUCUUCCGAGGGGAGAACAACCCCAACGUGGAGACCAUGCGGAGGAUUUUGCUGAACUAUGCAGUAUUUAACCCAGCCAUUGGGUACUCCCAGGGCAUGUCUGACCUGGUGGCCCCACUCCUGGCAGAGGUCCUGGAUGAGUCGGAUACUUUCUGGUGCUUUGUUGGAUUGAUGCAGAACACGAUCUUCAUCAGCUCCCCCCGGGAUGAGGACAUGGAGAAGCAGCUGCUGUACCUGCGUGAGCUGCUGCGGCUGAUGCAGCCCCGCUUCCACCAGCACCUGAGUGCCCUGGGAGAGGACGGGCUGCAGAUGCUCUUCUGCCACCGCUGGAUCCUGCUCUGCUUCAAGCGGGAGUUCCCCGAGGCCGAGGCGCUGCGCAUGUGGGAAGCGUGCUGGGCACACUACCAGACAGACUAUUUCCACCUCUUCAUCUGCGUGGCCAUCGUGGUGAUUUAUGGGGACGACGUCAUCGAGCAGCAGCUGGCCACUGACCAGAUGCUGCUGCAUUUUGGCAACCUGGCCAUGCACAUGAACGGGGAGCUCGUACUCAGGAAGGCCAGGAGUCUGCUCUAUCAGUUCCACCUGCUGCCCCGCAUCCCCUGCAGCCUGCACGACCUCUGCAAGCUGUGUGGGACAGGCAUGUGGGACAGUGGCUUCAUCCCUGCUGUGGAGUGCUCUGGCCACCACCCCGAGUCCGAGAGCUGCCCGUACGGGGGGCUGGUGGAAGAGUCUUCUCCUAAACCAGGAAGUGAAGGCAAGAAGGGCCUGAAAACACGGGAUGUCUUCACCUUCCGAAAAUAG
Messenger RNA from Cinclus cinclus, 2373 nucleotides. It is a transcript of the gene TBC1D16, whose product is annotated as TBC1 domain family member 16. Gene Ontology annotation, molecular function: GTPase activator activity. Gene Ontology annotation, cellular component: early endosome. Bases 1 to 2373 code for a protein of 790 amino acids. The record is from RefSeq and is a predicted model, not a curated record. The transcript is spliced from 12 exons. Gene Ontology annotation, biological process: activation of GTPase activity. Lineage: Eukaryota; Metazoa; Chordata; Aves; Passeriformes; Cinclidae.